ACGUCUCUGACGUGGUUCGUUGUAUCAGUAAUAACGUUAAUCAGAGUGGUACAACUGAAGUUAAUUAGAAUUGCUCCGGAAUUUUCUUUUUAAGCGUCAAAAUUGGAUAAUACGUGAUUGGAAUAAUGCCGUCGAUUGUGCGCGAAGAACUGAAGCUGAUGCUGGUGACGUUGAUGGUAUCUCAUGUUGUCGCGAAGUCGUGCUUUUUCACAUCGCCAUUGACGCUGCAACUGGUGCUGGAGUACGUGGAAUGGCGAUCCUGGGACCAAGUAGUCCUCUUCGACAAUGUCAGCCCGUUCAAUUGUGCCCUCAGUUAUGCCCGGCCGUUGAUCGAGUGUUUCGGGGAGAAGGGCAUCAGCGUGUCUCUACAGUCGGCGACGAACCCGAACAUACCGGAAGCUCUCACGAUCCGAACACAUCGCAUUGGCUCGAUCGUACUUCUGGAUGGACUGAAUCUUACAUCACCCGACAAUAUUAUUCAAGUGGCCUCCCAGAAAUUUCUGUUCAAUUAUUAUAUCUCUUGGCUCAUGGUGACCACGAGAAAUACCGAUUCUACCAUCGAUGCCGUUCUUCGGGAUUUAAAUAUCGGCAUCGACAGCGACGUCGUCGUAGCUACCUCACCGUUUCCAGGUGAUGCUGUCGCUUGGAGAUACGCACAGAAAUACCUGAAUAAAAUGUGUCGGCCGCUCCGGCAAUACGGCCAUCGCUUCGAGUUUACGGGCCCACCGGAAGGACGCAACGUCGAGAACGCCACGACUAACUUGAGCUUCGCCACUUUGGAGAACCGCUCAGUGUCCUUCUACUUGAUGCACACCUACAAGAUACGUCACUUGGACAAUUCGAGUCUCGUCGUCCGGUACCUCGGCUUCUGGAAUCCGGCAUCUCACACCCUCAAACCACCGAAGAGCGUGAAGCUGAGGUCCGAUUUCAACGGUCUUCCCAUCGUCUUCGGCGUGUUAAACGACACCAGCGAGAAGCAGCCGAAUGGACAGGCGGAUGUCAUCGAGGAGGAAGCAAACGACAUCGCACCGUUCUUAGACUUUGCCACUAUUGUCGCCAAUAGCGUAAACGCUAGCAUCGAGUUGGUGCCGCACGAAAAGCUCGGCACGCUAACUAACAAAGUAUGGAGUAAUCUUCUUGGCGACGUUGUGGCCGGUACGAUUGACAUCGGCUUGGGAUACAUAACGUCGAAUGACGAAACGCGUUGGAGAGAAAUGACGUUCAGUCAUCCUCUGAUACGAUAUACGAAGAACAUUUACUACCAUCCACUGGAGACCGGUACGAUGAGGGAUAUAUUUUUGCGACCGUUCAAUAAUCAGCUGUUGGGCUGCGUCGCGGGUAUGUACUUCAUCAUGUUGAUUGCGAUGGCGAUAGUGAUCUACGCCGCCAAGACCGCCUUGCACGACGACGAGGAGAAACAUGUUGGAAUCGGGGAGGCGACGCUUUGGUGCUUCAGCAUCAUGUGCAUGCAAGGAUCACCAUGGAUGCCACGCACCCCGUCCGGGAAAACCCUGCUGUUAUUCAGUUUAAUAUUCUCCCUCGUAAUGUACAACGCUUACGCCGGCUUCAUCACGUCCAUAUUGUCAGUGCAGGCCACUGGAAUCAAAUCGAUCACCGAUCUUCUCUUUAACAAUUUUCAACUCGGCUACAGUGACGCCGAGGAUACGUACAUAAGAAACGCUAACGACAGCAAUCUCCGGCAGUUGUAUAUAAAAGCAUUCAAUAAUCGUGAGUCUCGGCUGGAUACAACAGCUGGCCUCAGAAAAGCUGUCGAAGGACGAUACGGAUUUUUUAUAAGCGCCACUCUCGCGCGACGCGCUCUUAGAACGACUUUCAUACAAGAACGGUGUACCUUGAAGGAGCUACCGCUUGCGCAAACGCUCACAGUCAUCGCUCUUCCCAUGGCCAAGAGCUGUCCGUACAGGAAAAUUAUCAAUCUCAACAUCCUGCGUAUAUACGAACGCGGUGUCCUGCACAAGAUACAAGAACGGAUGCUGCCAAAGAUGCCGUCGUGCGCGACGCCGGCGACCUUCCACAGCGCGAGACUCACCGACGUUUACACCGCGUUUUUUCUCCUGGUGGCUGGCAUGAUCAUCGCGAUCUCCCUCGGCAUCGCCGAGAGGAUAUGGAACAAGCGGAGGCAGAUGCAGGAGACCAUCGUGCGCGGCAUACGCGAGCACCAUCUUAUACCGCACAUCCCAUCCAUCCAUUUCCAUCAUCACCGUGGUCACCAUCACGAUCAUCACAACGAUUAUCCUCCUCAUCCUGGUGCUUUUCCGGCCGGCAGAUUGCACGGCUUGCACGAACCCGCUUACCUGACGAUGCUGCGGGAUCACGCUCGCCAAGUGCAAUCUUUCGUUGGGCUUCAGGAACGCGAUAAUUCCCCGGAGAAGUUGAAGGCUCCGGAAUUGCGCUUUCCGGUGCGGCGAAGGUCGGCAGGUCUCAAAAGAGCGUCCUGGUCUUCUUUCUCGGGCUUGUCCAAGAGGAAGAUGAGAUCGACCGAGAAGGAUCCGCCAACGUUGAACGCGGAGACCACUCGGUUCUUACCAUUUUGCGAUUGAAUACCGUUUUCUAUUCUCUUGGAUA
Ooceraea biroi (clonal raider ant) is the source of this 2586-nucleotide messenger RNA. RefSeq lists its product as uncharacterized. NCBI's taxonomy places the organism in Eukaryota, Metazoa, Arthropoda, Insecta, Hymenoptera, Formicidae. The record is from RefSeq and is a predicted model, not a curated record. Gene Ontology annotation, molecular function: ligand-gated monoatomic ion channel activity. Gene Ontology annotation, cellular component: membrane.